CCUGGUGGUUAAUUGUUAUAGCGUGAUGAGCACAUUGAAAGUGACGCAAAAGAGCAGCAGUCAGGUUGUGGGUGUCAUUAACAAGCCUGAGGUGUGAAAACAUUCUUUUUUGUACUUUAAAUACUACUUGAUAUAUAACGGCCUUCUAAGAUCAAUUAAAGUUUUGUUUCAUAAAUAAAUCAAAGCCAGUUUGUGGGAAAGCUCAGAGUGGUUCAGGAAGGAUACCAUUAAUUAUUACAUGCAGGCUAGUGGCCCGUAUGGGAAUCAGAGUUCUGACAGAAGGAGAGAAGGAGGAAGGGGAGGAGGGGAAAAAAAACUUGCUGGCACCGCCUGUCAGAUUCACAGCAAAUCCAGGCAAUUUAUCACAACGCCUCAUCUAACCCUAAACUGUCUAACUGGCUCCAUCGGACAGGGUGUCUACACUGAGGCUGCUGAGCUGCUCCUCGCAGUGUUUAGCUCGCACACAGGGGGGUUGGUUCGCUGCUGAUGCUGGGGAGAUAAAUUCGUUAUCUCCCAUCUUAUCGCCAUCUCUUCUCCCCCCUCCUCCCCGGAACUGAGUCGACACCGGUGGCAUAUUGGACGCGCUGGAUGGCUGCUGCACUCAGCGGACCGGCGUGAAUCUUUUUUUCCAUCAUCAUUUUUCUUUGCCUUUUAGUCUGUAAACAAAAGAUCAACUGCAGCAACAAUGACAGACCCGGCGACCCAGGAGUCCUACCCUGUCCCGGACCCGACGAUUGUGGAUCCCUGCCCGGCCACAGUGCGGAACGGCCAGUGCGCCCCGGAUGGCUUCACCAACAACCAUCACCAGCAAGCCAAACCCCCCGGCCAGCAUGAGCCGUUCUCUACGGGCCAGGAGAUGAAAAUCACGGACACUGUGGAGGGAGAAGGUCUUCUGGAGAGCAGCAUGCGCCUGAAGCCCCAUGAGGCUCAGAGCUACAGGAAGAAGGCACUCUGGGUCUCCUGGAUCUCCAUCGUGGUCACACUCAUACUGGCCGUGGCAGCUUUCACUGUAUCAUUCAUGAGACACAGCGCAUCAGCCUUUGGAUUUGCCUUUGAUGCCACGCUGGACGUCCUGUCUUCAGCCAUCGUCCUCUGGCGCUACAGCAAUGCAGCAGCUGUGCACUCUGCACACAGAGAGUACAUAGCUUGUGUAGUCCUUGGGAUUGUGUUUGUUCUCUCCUCCUUGUGCAUCCUUGGGAAGGCCAUCCAUGAUCUGGUGACCAGGGUGCCCCCAGAAGUGGACGACUUCCUCUUCAGUGUGUCUAUAGUGAGCGGGCUCACAUGUACUCUACUCGCUGUGGCCAAGUUCAUGCUGGGAAGAGUGCUGACUAGCCGGGCACUUAUCACUGAUGGCUUCAACUCUUUGGUCGGUGCUAUUAUGGGAUUUUCCAUUCUGAUCAGCGCCGAAGUCUUCAAGCACCACACUGACGUCUGGUUUCUGGAUGCCACCAUCGGGGUUCUCAUUGGAUUCAUCAUUUUUGCAUAUGGCGUCAAACUCCUGAAGGACAUGGUGCCCCGUGUGAGACAGACGAGGAACUACGAACGUUUCGAGUGAGAGAUGUGUGUGUUGAGCAGGUCAACACGCACAUGCCCACACACACCUGGCUGCCUCCUGCCCUCCGCCCUCUUCUCUCUGUCUUUCACAUACAUCUUAAUAUAGAUUUCACCUGCACAUGCAGCACAUAUGGACUUUACAUGCACAUGUUGUGGAAUAUACAGACAUGUGCUGUAAAUACUGUACAAAAUGCGUUCAUACAUUCAGGCAUAAGCAAACACACAAGCACACAUACACAAACGUCGCAGAGAUUUUGAGGGAAAAGGACAUGAUUGAAGAGCACCUCCCGAAAAGAAAACACUUCAGUUAAAUUUGUAUUUUCUGCUCUUCCAUGAAACCACCAGUUUAAAAAUGACACUUUAAAGAAGAAAAAGCCCAACAGAAAAUUCAAAAUGAUGAUUUUUUUUUUACAAUUUAUACAAAAUAUGUUUUCCCAAGCAAUUUACAUUAGAAAACAAAAAAAGAGCUUUUAAAGAACAUUUUUUGUCUCCCUAUUGUAACCUAAUUAAGAUUAAGAUUAAGACUGAGAGCUGCCAACUAAUUUUUGUUUUUUUGAUUUUUAUUUUUUUGUUCAUUUUGUUCUAAACCUCACCAGCCUCUUCUCCUCAAAGCAGUCCAUCCUCAUAUGCUUCUCCAGUAGAUGAAAAGCAUCAGCACACUCAGUGAAGUCAAUCGAGAAUCCAAACAGCAGUAAAGCGGACAGGAGACACUGAGGACAAACGUGUGCCAUACGAUGGCAAUAAACCUAAGUGCACAAGACAUUUAACCAGUUGAUAUUGCAUUGUACUGUCUAGCGUACUGUAUGUGAUGCAUCCAAGCACAAAUGAGCAAACUUUCCUUCAUGCACUGGUGUAUGUUGCUGAUAGCUUAGCAUACAAGGGGUUAUUAAAAACUAAGGAAUUAGCUGAGGCUAUUUAUGCUCUUUUAUCUUAACUGCUGUAUCAGACAUUACACGUAUCAUUGCUGUAUGUGGUAGGCUGCGCAUCUCGUGAUUUGUUACUAACAUCCCUUCAGCUUAUUUUCUUUCUUUUUUUGUUUUUCUUGUACUUGAAACUUAGUUUGACAAAGUUCAGAUUUGCCAGGCAACAACUGAGGAAUACAGUCAAAGUUUUUAGCAGGGGAAGCUGGAAAAAAAAAAUCAGUAUUUAUCAAGUGUUUCUGUUCUAUGACUUUUUCAAGCUUAGAUAAUCAAUAAAAGCACUAAACUCUUUGGGAAAGUUUCCUGUACCUUUUGCUAUAAUCUUGUUAUUUAUUGUUGUCUCUGUGGAAUACAGCUGUGGUAGGCCUAUUUAUUACUUUAUUAAUCUUAUUAUGUUAUUCAUAUUUUCUGCCUUUUUUUCUCAUUCUGACUGCAAAGCUCUUAUGGAAGGUUGAAUAAGACUCAGACUUAAGAUGAAACAAAGCACAAUGACAAAGAUGAAGUGUGAAUACCAUUUACAUUGCAUAUCAUUUGCAGAGACAGCAUUUUCUCCUGUGUUCUGCUUACCUGCUCAUUUGUUCUGCAUGCUUCCACCACUAUCAUUAUCAUGUGCAAUGAACAGAAUGUAAAUACAAACCACACUCUUGUAAAUAUGUUUAUUACAUCGUCUGGGUGCAUCAGUAAAAGUCACAACUAUAGUCAUAGUACUUUAUGGCCGACAAUACAGGCUUUUUGGAGUAGACCCCAUUAGGUACAGAGUGAUCAAUGUUGCAUAUAGUUGAAAAUGUUUACUCUAUAGUGCUUAUAUUGUAAAUGUUGUUUUACAUAUUACUGUAGAUUAUUGGUGAAAUGAUAAGUCUAAGUUUUUGAAUUGUAAGUGAAAAAUCUCAGACUGGAUGCAGGUGUGAUCGGACAGAACUGUCCAAGACUCCUCGAGCAUAUCAUUAUUUUACAUGCAGUAGGCAUAAAUUUACCUGCAGGCACAAAUCGGUACUAUUUAUCAUAAGGUGAUGAAUCAUGUGGAUGUAACAAAAUUAAGAGGAAUAUGUUCAUGGUUCGAAGCUCCUCAUGAGUGAUAAGAUUAAUGAAACUGAGUUUUAUACAAAUGCACUGAGAUUAAUUCAAUUUGAAAUCGAUAUUAUCCAUGAACCAUGACCACAAAAUCUUAAAUGAGGUUCUCCAGAGAGCUUGUGAGCCCCCUUGUGGCUGGAGGAUACAUGACAAGGCUUUUAAAUUGUAUUCAGUGCACUGGAUCCAUGUGUGAGAAUCUAAUUUUAUCCAAGGCUGAAGACAGUUACAAAGCCUUGGUCAGUGAUUCUGAGAGCACCUGCGUCCAUCCUCCACUGUAAUUAUCAACUCAGAGUCGACAUUACUGGAAAAGGUGCAAAAUUACUGGUGUUAUCUUUAGUUCUAGUGUGUGAAGAAUAAGGAUUAACUGUAAAACGAGGCGUGAAGCGGCUCACACCUCACUGACUCACCAACAGCGCACUGAUUUGUAAUGCCCCCAACCCCCCCAUUCUCUGAUGCAUAGAAGACAAUCUCUACAGUGACUUUUAUUGGCAAAGCACAGUGUUUACAUCCUAAUAUCCACCACAUAAGACACAGAACAAACAUAAUAAUUUCAUCUUAGUAACAGUAUGCUUCACUAGCUCUACUGCUCAUAUGGUUAACGAGCUUGUGUUUGGAUAAAGUUGAGAUUAUAUUUUGAUCUUGGCAACAAAAUCCUUUCUACCUCUCUUGUUUGCACUUUGUUUUAUUUUCAUGCCACUUGUGCUCAUUCAUUCCAUAGAAAAUUUAGGCCAGGGUGCUGUGAUUGUGGCCCGUGGCCUCUUACACUUCUUAAUAGUGAGUGAUCUCUGAAGUUGUUUGCACUCACUGGAAAACACUGGAGAAGUGCAACAGCUG
This is a messenger RNA of Scatophagus argus, 4379 nucleotides long. Its product is annotated as transmembrane protein 163-like. NCBI's taxonomy places the organism in Eukaryota, Metazoa, Chordata, Actinopteri, Scatophagidae. Gene Ontology annotation, molecular function: zinc ion binding. Bases 686 to 1555 code for a protein of 289 amino acids. The transcript is spliced from 8 exons. Gene Ontology annotation, cellular component: synaptic vesicle membrane. The record is from RefSeq and is a predicted model, not a curated record.